Lepus europaeus (European hare) is the source of this 1790-nucleotide messenger RNA. It is a transcript of the gene POPDC3, whose product is annotated as popeye domain containing 3. Gene Ontology annotation, cellular component: sarcolemma. The record is from RefSeq and is a predicted model, not a curated record. The transcript is spliced from 5 exons. Gene Ontology annotation, molecular function: cAMP binding. Lineage: Eukaryota; Metazoa; Chordata; Mammalia; Lagomorpha; Leporidae. The coding region runs from base 471 to 1346 and encodes 291 amino acids.
GUCACGCAGCUUGCCCGGGCGCUGGAGCUUCCGCGCCGGCCAGCCGGGCCCGGCGCACGCUAGUGGGAAACUUCUGCGGGCGCAUGGCCGGAGCUCGGCGCAGCGCCGGGGAGGAAAGUAGAAGCCAAUUAAGAACUACAUGGAACAGAAUAUUCAAACAAAAACCGGAUCUCAGUUUCCACAUUUGCAAAAUGGAGAGAUCUGGCUCAUUUCAGAUCCCAGGAAACAGAAAAAUUUUGUGGACUGGAUCUUAAUCGGAACUCAGAUGAACUUUAAGAAACUAGCAUGAGAUUUCUAGUUUUUCAAGAUAGAUACACAGCAGUCCUUUAAUCAACAACAACUUGUGUCCAGGCUUUUUGUGGUUUGUGAAGACUGAGCAAAACUCUGAUUAUGGAAAUACAACGGACUUAAUUACUUGCCCCCAUGUCAUCUAAAGUCAACUGAAAAGUGAAGCAGACAGUAGCACAGCCAUGGAAAGAAAUUCAAGUUUAUGGAAGAACCUGAUAGAUGAACACCCAGUCUGCACAGUCUGGAAGCAAGAGGCUGAAGGCGCCAUUUAUCAUCUUGCCAGUAUUUUAUUUGUAGUAGGUUUCAUGGGUGGCAGUGGAUUCUUCGGGCUCCUUUAUGUCUUCAGUUUGCUGGGGUUGGGUUUUCUCUGUUCUGCUGUCUGGGCUUGGGUAGAUGUGUGUGCAGCUGACAUAUUUUCCUGGAAUUUUGUACUGUUUGUCAUCUGCUUCAUGCAAUUUGUUCAUAUUGCCUAUCAAGUUCGCAGCAUAACCUUUGCCCGAGAAUUCCAGGUGUUGUACAGCUCCCUUUUCCAGCCUUUGGGGAUCUCUUUGCCUGUCUUCAGAACGAUUGCUUUGAGCUCUGAAGUGGUUACUUUGGAAAAGGAGCACUGUUAUGCCAUGCAGGGGAAAACCUCCAUUGAUAAACUCUCCCUGCUUGUUUCAGGAAGGAUCAGAGUGACAGUUGACGGCGAGUUUCUGCAUUACAUUUUCCCCUUUCAGUUCCUGGAUUCUCCUGAGUGGGAUUCACUGAGACCCACAGAGGAAGGCAUUUUUCAGGUAACCCUAACAGCAGAAACUGACUGUCGAUAUGUGUCUUGGAGGAGGAAGAAAUUAUAUUUGCUCUUUGCUCAGCAUCGUUACAUCUCCCGCCUGUUUUCAGUUUUAAUUGGCAGUGACAUCGCAGAUAAACUCUAUGCCUUGAAUGACAGGGUAUACAUAGGAAAAAGAUAUCAUUAUGAUAUUCGGUUACCCAACUUCUAUCAAAUGUCAAGUCCAGAAAGACCCAAAUCACCGCUGACAGAACAUUUUCGGAAUUCCAGACGAUACUGUGAUAAGUGACAUCAAAGUCUGAAGUUUUAUAUCUAUUUUAAAAAGACUCUCUUCAUCAUUCCCCAAAUAAACUGAAAAAUACAGAAGACUGAGCUCACUAAUAUUUUUAUAAAUCAAGUUCAGAGGCAAGACGCCACUGCCAGAUAUUUUAUGCAUCUUACAUCCUGCAUUGCAAAUAAAUUUUACAAUUGUUUAUUGUAUGUCUUAUUGUUAUAAUUGGGGAGGGAGAAGGACGAGUAUGGGCAGUCUGAAACUCCCAUUUGCUCAGUGUGUCGGCUCGCCCCCUUGGCUUAGGCACCAGUUCUCCAACAGCUGCCAGCAAGUGUUCUGAGAUGACAGCAGGUUGCUGCUGUCCAAAUAAGCAUUUCCAGAACUCACUUGUUUUGCUACAACCUCUGAUGAAAGCAAGAUGUACUUCUGUGGGGGCAGCAAUUAUUUAUUUUAAAUGUGAAG